Rhinolophus ferrumequinum (greater horseshoe bat) is the source of this 2981-nucleotide messenger RNA. RefSeq names its product ankyrin repeat and SOCS box containing 14 (gene ASB14). The coding region runs from base 889 to 2709 and encodes 606 amino acids. NCBI's taxonomy places the organism in Eukaryota, Metazoa, Chordata, Mammalia, Chiroptera, Rhinolophidae. The record is from RefSeq and is a predicted model, not a curated record. The transcript is spliced from 11 exons. Gene Ontology annotation, cellular component: cytoplasm. Gene Ontology annotation, molecular function: protein binding. Gene Ontology annotation, biological process: intracellular signal transduction.
AAAAACAGAUUUGGGGAGACUAACUGGAUAAAAUUUAAUAUCAGAAAACCUCUCUUUUCAAAAGCGUUUAGUCAUUUCUUCAGCUUCUGUAAUAGUUUGCUUUCCAUUCACCUGCCUGAAGUAAUUAUACACAAACAUUUCAAAUCCAUACAUAAAUAAAUUGUAAGCAAGGAAAAUAUUACAACAAUUGUGGAACUAAACCCCGUAUGUCAGACUUUUAAAACAUUAGUUCCAUUUCACACAGUACUCCUGUGACUGGGAAAUGAAACUCAAAGCAGUGAAGUUUAUGUACAAAUGCGGUAAGAUGGCUGGACAACAGUCCUACACACCUGAAGUGGUAUUGUGCUUCUUGGCAUUAGCUUCGUAUUUAAUUAGAAAUGCCAAGUGGUCUCAUUAUUUUAAGUAGUUAAUAUUCUUCUUAUUUGGUAUGCAUUCAUAAUAUAAAUGUACAUUAACAGUUUUUAAACAUUUCAAGAAAACAAAAUUAUGGUCAAAAUUUUAUUAUCUUGUAUGGACUUAAUUCCUUCCUUAGAAUUCCCAGGACACUUUAGACUGCAGCUCUGUAACCCAAGGAAAAUGUAUGUGCAGCUACCCAAUGAAUCUGGACCGUUGGAACAGUCACUUUUGUUAACUCAGUUUCUUAAGUUGAAGCUUGAUUCUGUUUUGCAGUGGCUAUGUGCAUGACUCUUAAGAGAAUGAAUUCACUUCACAUGGACAACCCCCUGCAAAAGCAUUUUAGUCUAGGAAUAAAAUAUUUAAUCCUUAAAUUUGAUGAAUAUAGCAGUGAAGAAAAGAGAUCAUAUUUCCAAACAGAGCUAAACCACAUGUAAAAAACAAGGACAAUGUGCCAGACUGUCUUAUGAUCAAGUAUUUAUAGUAAAGCUAUUAAUGGAAUGGACUUUCAGGGGCGUGGAGAUCCUAAAUAUAAAUGAAAAUUCUCAUGUGCUAAUAUUUAACAGUGAAAACUUCAGUGCUGUCCUAAAGGUGAUAACAAAAGUAAAUCUGUGCACAUUUCACAUGGAUAAUUACACCAGUGAUGAAGACAUAGACUAUGACUUUGAUACCCAGCUCAUCAUUCAGCAGAGUUUGCAGGAUAUUCACAAGCCAGGAACUACACAGCAGGCACCUGAGGAUGAGAGGUGCGAUUAUCCCUAUUUAGAGAUGAGGAGACUGAGGCACAGAGAAGUGACUUACCCAACGUCACAGAGCUACUUCCAUUCCUUUUUGAGCACUGACUGUAAGAAGAUAGUUGAAACAAUAGAGACAGGUGAGGAAGAUGCAUUGUCACACUUGACAAAGUACCAAUCUGCUUUUGAAGAAGCAGAUGGGAUAGGCUGGCUUCCUCUGCAUAAGGCUGCAGUGCAAUUAAAUAAGAACAUUUUGGAAAUAACCCUGAAAGCUUCAAAACCCAGUGUGUGGGAACAAACCACCCACAACGGUGAAACGCCACUUUUUUUGGCUGUCAGCAAUUGCCUCUUAGAAAAUGCCAGUUUUCUUCUUCUCAAUGGCUGCAAUCCAAAUGCCAAGAAUUUUGAAGGCAAUUCUCCUCUUCUUACAGCUGUUCUGCAGGACUCCUACGACAUGGCCGCCUUGCUCAUCAGUCAUGGGGCAGAUGUCAACCUGCGGUGUGCCAACGAGAGGACAGCUCUCCAUGAAGCAGCCAAACUGGGCAGACAGAACAUGGUGAAGCUAAUGCUGGCCUCUGGGGCUCACCCUGAUCCACAGAGCUCCUACGGAUUCACUCCUCUUGCUCUCGCUGCCCAAAGUGGGCACACUGAAAUCAUGAAAAUACUACUACGGAAAGGAGCUAAUGCUCUUGGUCAGGCCUCUGAUUCUUCUUCCAUCUUACUUGAAGCCGCUAGUGGAGGAAAUCCGGACUCCAUUGCUCUCCUGCUAGAGUAUGGAGCUGAUGCCAACAUUCCUAAGAAUUCAGGCCACCUGCCCAUUCAUGUGGCAGCUGACAGAGGCCACUUGCUAGCUCUAAAGAUUUUGGUUCCAGUUACGGAUUUUGUGGCCAUUAAGCAGAGUGGCAUUAGUCCAGUUCACUGUGCAGCAGCAGGAGCACACCCUGAAUGCCUGGAACUGCUCAUCCAGGCUGGAUUUGAUGUCAAUUUCAUGCUAGAUCAGAGAGUUCGCAAACACUAUGAUGACCAGAGGAAGUCAGCUUUGUAUUUUGCUGUAUCAAAUGGUGACCUCCCUUCAGUUAAGCUGCUUCUGAGUGCUGGAGCUCUGCCUAAUCAAGACCCAGUUAACUGCCUCCAGAUAGCCCUAAGGAUGGGCAAUUAUGAGCUGAUCAGUCUGUUGCUACGGCACGGGGCCAACGUAAAUUACUUCUGCAGAGUCAACCCUUUACACUUCCCAUCAGCACUGCAAUACACACUGAAAGAUGAAGUCAUGCUCAGGAUGCUAUUGAAUUAUGGAUAUGACACAGAGCGAUGCUUUGAUUGUCCUCAUGGAGACAAAGUUCAUCUUUUCUAUACUUUUGAAGGCUGGACAUCUACAGUUAUCAAAGAUACUAUGUUCUGUGAAGUAAUAACUUUGUCGUGGCUGCAACAUCUCUCUGGAAAGGUUGUUCGAGUAAUGCUUGAUUAUGUUGAUCAAGUUCAAAUCUGUUCCAAGUUGAAAGCUGUGCUCCAAAAACAGGCACUGUGGUCAGAAAUCCAUAAUAUCUUAAAUAUAUGUGAGAGCCUCUCAAAAGACCUGCUUUGACAGAGACAACCUUCACUGGAAUAUGGAAACAUGAAAGUUCUGGUGUGUUUGCUAAACGGCAAGUUACUCUACAUGUCAGUAAAACUAUAAUGUGAACAUCCUAUCAGAAGACAGAUGCCAUCCUUUUCUGCUAGGCUAUGAAUCAUGUGGCUAUGAUACAGCUGAGCAAGUUGAAACAGACUUCACUUGGAAAUUCACAUCUGAAAAUCACAGUGCUGAAUUAAGGAAACUCUUCACAAAGAUCACAUCUGAGAAGAUCCAGCCAUUAGGAC